This is a messenger RNA of Pseudopipra pipra, 723 nucleotides long. RefSeq names its product profilin 1 (gene PFN1). Gene Ontology annotation, cellular component: cytoplasm. NCBI's taxonomy places the organism in Eukaryota, Metazoa, Chordata, Aves, Passeriformes, Pipridae. The record is from RefSeq and is a predicted model, not a curated record. The transcript has 3 exons. Gene Ontology annotation, biological process: regulation of actin filament polymerization; positive regulation of actin filament bundle assembly; actin cytoskeleton organization. Gene Ontology annotation, molecular function: actin binding. Bases 144 to 566 code for a protein of 140 amino acids.
UCUCGGCCGCCGCCGCGCCGCGCUCGCACCGCGCAGGCGCCGCCGCACGCGGAUAAAACUCCGCCCCUUCCCGCGGCGAAGCCCCGCCCCCCCGCGCGGCAGGCCCCGCCCCCCGCGCCCCGCCCCGCCCGCCCGCCGCCGCCAUGAGCGGGUGGGCGCCCUACGUGGAGACGCUGCUGGCGGACGGCACCUGCCAGGACGCCGCGAUCGUCGGGUACCGCGACACCCCCGCCGUCUGGGCCGCCGCCCCCGGCAAGACCUUCGCCAACAUCACGCCGGCGGAGGUGGCGGCGCUGGUGGGCCCCGAGCGGGGGCCGCUGCUGGUGCAGGGGCUGACACUGGGGGGGCUGCGCUGCUCCGUCAUCCGGGACUCGCUGCUGGUGGAGGGCGAGCACAGCAUGGACCUGCGCACCAAGGGGGCUGCCGGGGCACCCACCUUCAACAUCACGGCCGCCAUCACCAACAAGACCAUCGUGCUGGCCAUGGGCAAGGAGGGCGUCCACGGCGGCUGCGUCAACAAGAAAUGCUACGAGAUGGCCAAUCACCUGCGGCGCAGCCAGUACUGAGGGGGCUGUGGGGGACCCCCGGGGCCACCCGGGGGCCCCCUGGACCCCCAGGGACCAGCAGGAGCCGCCAGGGACCAGCAGGACCCCGUCCCCCACCCCCCUCUCACCUCCCCAGUCCCCGCUGCCGGCAGCAAUAAAGUGCCCUUGUGGGGAGUCA